CUCUUCUCUUGCCAUUGCCUGUUAGCCUCCAAUUCUCAUUAUCUGCCAAAACCUCACGAAAUUCACAUUGAAAAAGCGACGCGUAAACUAAAUCAUAUCCGGAAACGUAGCUUUGUUUGUUUUCCGGGAAAGGGCGGGGGAAAUAAAGAGAAGAAAAGUUCCUUUUUAUGGUUUUGUUGUUUGUUUAUUCUGAGAAUCUGAUUCCUCAGCGCUGGGUUGGUAAAAAAAAAUAUUUUUUGAGGCGGGACUCGGAUACCCAAUUGGCGUUUGAUGAAAUGGGCAAAGGUGGGUUGAGGUGGUUUUGAGUGGUGGUGAAUUGAAUCGCGUUUGGAGCGGAAUUGUGUUUAGAAUUGAGGUUGGGGCAUGUGAUUGGAAUUGUGCGAUAGGGUAAGGGAUGGCUCGGGAUGGGAGCGUUGUGCCUGCGGACCCACAGGCAAUGACGGUUGUGAAGAAGAAGACACAGCCUUCAAGGAGUUGGAUUUUGUUUGAUGAGACAGGGCAAGGUUCAUUGCUGGAUGUGGACAAGUAUGCUAUCAUGCAUAGGGUUCAGAUUCACGCUCGUGAUCUCAGAAUCCUUGAUCCCUUGCUCUCUUACCCCUCUACUAUUCUCGGUCGUGAGAAGGCCAUUGUUCUUAACUUGGAGCAUAUCAAGGCAAUUAUCACAGCAGAAGAGGUACUGCUACGGGAUCCGACAGAUGAAAAUGUGGUCCCUGUUGUUGAGGAAUUGCAAAGGCGAUUGCCUCAUGUGAGUGCCACUCAUCAACAGCAAGGAGAUGGUAAAGAGUAUCUUGGCGGCCAAAAUGAUACUGAAGCAGCUGAUGAAGAUGAGUCGCCCUUUGAAUUCCGGGCCCUGGAGGUAGCGUUAGAAGCCAUUUGUAGUUUCCUCGCUGCACGUACAACAGAAUUGGAGAUGGCUGCUUAUCCUGCAUUAGAUGAACUUACCUCCAAGAUUAGUAGUCGUAAUUUGGACAGAGUUCGUAAACUGAAGAGUGCAAUGACAAGGCUGACUGCUAGGGUUCAAAAGGUCAGAGACGAGCUUGAACAAUUGCUGGAUGAUGAUGAUGAUAUGGCUGACCUAUAUCUGUCAAGAAAGUUGGCUUCAUCAUCACCAGUUAGUGGAUCAGGUCCUGCAAAUUGGUUUGCUGCCUCGCCCACUAUAGGAUCAAAGAUAUCUAGAGCAAGCAGAGCAAGUAUAGCAACAGUUCGUUUAGAAGAAAAUGAUGUGGAAGAGCUUGAAAUGUUACUUGAGGCUUAUUUCAGUGAAAUUGAUCACACAUUGAACAAAUUAACCACGCUACGAGAGUACAUUGAUGAUACUGAAGAUUAUAUCAAUAUUCAACUUGACAACCAUCGUAAUCAGCUGAUUCAGUUAGAGCUCUUUCUUAGCUCUGGAACUGUUUGUCUAUCUUUCUACUCCCUGGUGGCUGCUAUAUUUGGCAUGAAUAUCCCAUAUACUUGGAAUGAGAACCAUGGUUACAUGUUCAAAUGGGUAGUUAUUGUCUCGGGGGUAUUUUCUGCUGUGAUGUUUCUCAUGAUCACAUUCUAUGCUCGCAAAAAGGGAUUAGUUGGAUCAUGAAAAUCAACCUGCUGAGAAAAAGGGGUGCCGAGAAUCAAUUAUUGGACUCGUACAAAUAAUAAUUACGUUGCUAAGCUUUAUAGGUGAUUCAAGAUGUUGAGUUAUUGGGUAUAUGCUUUAGUAACAACUGCUAUAAGGAUCAAGUCCCUAAGUUGAUUAUAUAUUGAUUGAGCGGGUGUUAGCCUUGCGGAUCUGCUACUUCCAAAUACUCAACUGUUUUGUUCUCUGGAAUCAAGCAUUGGACACAAGUUGUAAAUACAGUCUCCAGAUUCAAAGUUGAUUCUUGAUUUCAAAUAAUUUUUAAGACCCUGAUAUGUAAUUAAAUUAAGUUGAUUAUGUUAACCUUUACUCUCUUUUUCUUUCAAUCUAAGUCUAAUUUGCUUCUGUUCCCUCCUAGAUAAAGAUUGAUCGAGUAGUUCAUUCAAUAGAUGCCGUUUAGUUUACAUUUCCUUUGUGUUUCCAGUUUCUGUAACUUCGAA
Abrus precatorius (Indian licorice) is the source of this 2055-nucleotide messenger RNA. Its product is annotated as magnesium transporter MRS2-2-like. Gene Ontology annotation, biological process: transmembrane transport; magnesium ion transport. Gene Ontology annotation, molecular function: magnesium ion transmembrane transporter activity. Bases 395 to 1576 code for a protein of 393 amino acids. Gene Ontology annotation, cellular component: membrane. The transcript is spliced from 11 exons. NCBI's taxonomy places the organism in Eukaryota, Viridiplantae, Streptophyta, Magnoliopsida, Fabales, Fabaceae. The record is from RefSeq and is a predicted model, not a curated record.